Molecule: messenger RNA, 2209 nt
Organism: Amphibalanus amphitrite
Lineage: Eukaryota; Metazoa; Arthropoda; Thecostraca; Balanomorpha; Balanidae
Product: leukotriene A-4 hydrolase-like
Exons: 3
Coding region: 178-2190 (670 amino acids)
Biological process (GO): proteolysis; peptide catabolic process
Cellular component (GO): cytosol
Molecular function (GO): metallopeptidase activity; epoxide hydrolase activity; aminopeptidase activity
Source: RefSeq, a predicted model, not a curated record
GUCACAAGGUGAGCGUUUUUGUGUCAUCCCUCGUCCCUGACAUACAUACACACUGCAGUCUGCAGCGCCAGCACCUGCCAAAUCAGGCCAGAGUAGAGGGAUGCUGGAGGCUGGCUAUCCUCAGUCGAUCUGCACCCGUGAGCCUCAGUCGGGCCCCAGCCGCUGCAGCGGAUAGUCAUGGCAGCACCGCGUCUGAUUUCCAAACUAGGUUUGUGUGUGCUGUGCAGCAUAUCUUUCCUGCCAGGCCCGUCGGCGGCCAAGCAGUCACACUCACAGUGGGUAGACGGGUCGGCCACGCCCAGGAAAAGGUCAGUGACGACAGCAGGAGCGAAGUCAAGCUCCAAGAACAGAUGGAAUCUGGCGCCGUGGGACGAGGGUGACUCCUACUCGUUCGCCGCUCCUUCGAAGGCCGUCGUCACCGCCGCACACCUCCAGCUUCGGGUUAACUUCGAGCAGCGGGUGCUGACCGGCUCAGUGAACCUCCAGGUGGAGCGCCGUGACCCUGCCGCCGAACGGGUGGUGCUCGACACCCGAGACCUCCACAUUACCGAGAUCACCGACCCGACCUCAGGCACAGCGCUCGACUGGAAAUGGGGCGAGCCGGACCGCGCACUGGGCCGGCCUCUCUUUGUCCACCUGCCGCCUGGAGAGUCUGUACGGGUGAAGAUCGCCUACAGCACUAGCGCCAACAGCACGGCGCUGGCGUGGCUGACUCCGGAGCAGACGGCCGGCAGAAGGAAGCCGUACGUGUUCUCGCAGUGCCAAGCAAUCCACUGUCGCUCCAUGGUGCCCCUGCAGGACACUCCGUCUGUGAAAAUGAGCUACACAGCCGAGAUUACUGUGCCCGUCGGUAUGACAGCUCUCAUGUCUGCGCUCCGGGAGGGUAACGAAACCACCGGCAACUGGACGACGUUCCGGUUUCGACAGCCUGUACCGAUUCCGUCCUACCUGAUCGCACUGGCGGUCGGCGAUCUGGCCUCACGGUCACUGGGCGAGCGAUCCAACGUCUGGGCUGAGCCGGAGCUUGUCGAUCGGGCCGCUCACGAGUUCGCCGAGACGGAGCAGAUGCUGCAGCUGACCGAGACCAUGCUCGGUCCGUACCUCUGGGGUGUGUAUGACUUGCUGGUGCUGCCGCCAAGCUUCCCCUAUGGAGGCAUGGAGAACCCGUGUCUUACGUUCGUCACUCCGGCGCUUCUCGUCGGAGAUAGAUCCAUGACUGACGUUGUCGCACACGAAAUCAUCCAUAGCUGGAUCGGUAACCUGGUCACCAACCGCAACUGGGAGCACUCCUGGCUCAACGAGGGCUUCACCAUGUUCCUCGAGAGAAAGAUCCUCGGGAAGUUACAAGGAGCUCCUGUGAUGCAUCUCACGGCAUCCAGUGGCUGGAAGGAGCUCAAUGACACCGUGCAAACGAUCGGCAUCACCAGUCCCCUCACCUGGCUCGUGCCGAGGCUGAAAGGUGUUGACCCUGAGGAUGCCUUCUCACUCAUCGCUUACGAGAAAGGCCACGCUCUGUUGUGGUAUCUCGAACAAUUCAUGGACGGAAGUGACCAGAUGGAAGCAUUCCUGAAAUCCUACGUGAACAAGCACAAGUACCUAGCGGUCGACUCCGGGGAUUUCCUUUCCUAUCUCUACGAGUACUUCUCCAAGGGAUCGAAGGACUCUCUGUUUGCUGAAGUCGACUGGAAGGCGUGGUUCGAUUCUCCCGGUAUGCCGCCCUACACGCCGGUGUUCGACACAUCUUUGAUCGACUCCUGCAGUCGGCUGCGUCAGCAAUGGGUCGACUGGGACGAAACCAGCCCGGCGCCUUUCUCAUCUGCUGACAUCAACGCUCUCUCCACCAUCCAGAUCAUCGAGUUCCUGUCGCAGCUUCUCGAGCAGCCACCACUAACGCUGACCAAGCUGAAGCUGAUGGAGCAGCUCUACGACAUGAACGCGCGCGCUAACGCCGAGAUCCGGUACCGCUGGCUGCGGCUGUGCGUCAGGGGUCGGUGGAAGGAGCAGGUGCCGGCUGUUCUGGAGAUGGUGAACACCCACGGCAGGCUCAAGUACGUCCGACCUCUUUAUCGCGAACUGUACGACUGGAAGGAGAUGCGCAACCGAACCAUCGAGAACUAUCAGAACAACAAGAAGUACAUGAUGUUUGUAUCGGUGCAUACUGUUGCGAAAGACCUGAAUCUGUUUGAAUAAAUGGGUUGUCACAAAAAAA